CCUUACCCCAGUUACCUCCAGGAUAAUCGUCUACGUGUUCAUGUACUUCCAUAAUAUACAUGGAACGUUUUUCGGAAUACUGGGUCUUAUUGGUUUUACCAAUGACACAACAACAGAUCAUUAACGACUGUAAAGAGGAGCACAGUGGUUAAGAUAUACAGAAGUGGAAAGUGAGAAUACUUCCACACCUACAACGACUGUGGAAUAUUUACUCCCUUCAAGGCGACGAAAGGCAAAGAGACUUGUGAAGUUUUUAAGUGCGGCUCCCAUCAGCUGUCUACUUGAGAUCUAGCUUCAACCCAGAUACAGCCAGACUGAAUAAGCUGGUUUUGUUUUACAUGUCCCGAAGCUAAGAGGUCUUAAACAUUAGAGUGAGUGUAUCAUAGGUAUAUACGACCCAGCCACCGCAUAGUAAUUUCACCUGGCUGUGAGGAGCGACAACUCCACUCAAGAGCGACAAGCCCUACAAGUGACACUGUCUUGAUGGGACUUGAGUGACAACGAUUAGCACUACACCACUCCGCCACAGAUACGAACUCGGCUUGUUACAGAUCUGUUUGGGGAUUUCUGCUAAGUGUUUACUUGUACUGCCCUUUUACAGUACGAGGCGACUUUGAUAUUCAUAAGGUCGCUGACUCUAGGAGGGGUUCAAACACUCUGUCAAUCGCCCCGUCUCUUAACAAGACAGGGGUUCGAGAGUUAAGUUAUAUCUCAGUGGUUCGGACUGUGACCUAACCAGACCUGCCUAAUCAUGAUGGGUGAUGUGGGUUCAGGCGAUCAGCAACAUGCUUCGGCCUGGUACAGGGCCGACCCCUCAAGAGUAGGCAACGCCUUGGACGCCACCCCCGGGAUUUUACCCCCAGAGGACAUGGGUGAUAUGUUUUUCCCACACUCUCUGGAUAGCCAGAACCCGCAUAUUAACGCUGCUAGUUACUAUGCUAGUCCCGCGGCAGCAAGGGCUGUUCACAGCUACAGACCUUCCCCACACGAGACGGACUACCAAGAUGAUUAUUAUAGAUCUGCCAACUGCAACUCCAACAUGAGGCUACUCUUUCAGAAAUUUUCAGGAGGCAGCCAGGUUUGCAGACCACAUUUUCACAGUCCUCUUCACCCUUGGAUCCCUGAUAAGCCCAUGGUUCCGGCACACUCUGCCAGCUGGAUGAAUCCUUUCAGCAAAUCCCUGUCCCACCCCAACCCCACAGGCCCUCUGUCUGUCCACCCUGCCACCUCCAUUGCCACAUCGUCAUCAUUCAACUUUCCCCCUACACCCCCUAAAGAUGGCAGCCCAGACGUAAACGGUCACCCCACAGGAGCUGAGUACAACCAAGAAAAUAAACCUGCGAAAGACCUGUCCGACAACAGCCUGUCCGUACUGAGUUCUCACGGUGGAUCCUCCUUAGGGGGACAUCACCACGCCAUGUCGGCCUAUCCUACCUACGUCCACAGCAGUGACUAUGGGUUCCACCCUGCGGCCAGUGUCUUCAAAGCCACGUCGUCCAGCGUCCCCAGAGCCAGGAGCAAAACCAGAUCCAGCUCAGAAGGUCGAGAAUGCGUCAAUUGCGGAGCCACAUCAACACCCCUGUGGAGAAGAGACGGCACCGGGCAUUAUUUGUGUAACGCAUGCGGACUGUACCACAAAAUGAAUGGUUCCAACAGACCGCUUAUAAAGCCAAAACGAAGACUGUCUGCAGCCCGUCGGGCGGGAACAAGCUGCGCUAACUGUGGCACCUCCACGACUACCCUUUGGCGUAGGAACCAAAACGGGGACCCAGUCUGUAACGCGUGUGGGCUUUACUUCAAACUACACAAUGUCAACCGGCCGCUGACCAUGAAGAAAGAUGGGAUCCAGACACGAAACAGGAAAAUGUCAACGAAGAGUAAGAAAAACAAGAAAGGAUCCACUUCCAUGACGGAUCUGCUGAAGCCCCUGGAUAAACCUUUCCACAGCUUUGGUCAUCAAGGCCAUCUUGGCCCAAUGCACGCACCCAUGCCAACCUACAUGUCCGGUGGCACCUCUUUAGGCGGUUCCUUUAUGUCGGCGGGACCGUCCCAUCACGUGCAAAUGUCGUCUGGGCUAGGAGGCGGGCUAUCGGGCGGCUACAACAGCUUCCCGUCGUCAUUGCCCUCCUCGUUUCCACCGUCCUCCUUUCCCAGCAUACCAUCGACGGGUCUCAACCUCUCAUCCUCAUCCAGCAUGGUGGGUGCCAUGGCGUGAAAUUCACACUCAUCAACGGCUACACUAGACCACGCAUCAUGUUAUGAUAUUUGCAAGGACUUCUGAAAUGUGUAUGUAAUUGUUUGAACAGGAAUGAUCGAGAGAGACAUGUUGUUCUAACGCAUAGAGCAACUUUAAAGGUGUGCUUUAUGUUCAGCAUAUGGACAUAUGAACAUUUCAACUUGAAAAUAAACAUUAUGCUUUCAUUGUGGCGAGAUCUCAAAUGUAAGAAGAUGUGUCUUCUAGGACUGCAGACACCUAUAUAAAGGGUGCAUUCUCUAUCUCUUUUUAAAAAUAUCGUUUGUACAUGUAAAAACGAAAUGUUGGUUUUGCUAAUAACAUACAGAGGUUCGAGAUUGUGUUUUGCCUGGCUUAAGUGAUUGCCAAACUACCGCUCCAAAACCACGCAGAAAAUUGUUUAAAUGGCAUUAUCACGACUCAGUAGAUGUGAAGAAACGAAGGGCCAUUGAUCUCUACCUGCGCACAGGUGAUAAGGUAUCUGAAUCCGUGCUGACCGCAGGGGUAAGUGAGAGACCCGGACACGUCGUGUAGAGGGGUAAUUUGUUGAGGUAGCGAGUGUUGGGUUACCCAUGGCGCUAGUUUUGUCUGCCCCAGCCCUCUUUAUUCAGUAGUCACAUGCAAUGUGAACCAGACCUUCGUGUAUGGUGAUGGGUGUCGAUGAUCGACGAGGAGCACCCGCGAGCCGCUCGAUGGCAACGGGUCCCCGGUGGUAUUGUGCCCAGCCCGACAGGGUCGACUCACGAGUGGUUCUCGGUGGGUAAUCAUAGAGUGGGAGACUACUGCAGAAGUCAACCGAAACCAGGUUGGCGACUUCGCGACUCACAAAUAGCGAAAUGUAGACUUUAAUUAUCCAACAGCAAUCGGGAACAUGCGACAUUCUCGAAUAACAUGCAUGUCGUGUUGUGUACCGUACUGCAGAUCUGUCAUACACGGCCUCCGUCAGUGCUCACUCAUCGGCAAAAAUCACAACCCCAAAAAACAAAA
Liolophura sinensis is the source of this 3220-nucleotide messenger RNA. Its product is annotated as transcription factor GATA-3-like. The record is from RefSeq and is a predicted model, not a curated record. Gene Ontology annotation, molecular function: zinc ion binding; RNA polymerase II cis-regulatory region sequence-specific DNA binding; DNA-binding transcription factor activity, RNA polymerase II-specific. Bases 752 to 2215 code for a protein of 487 amino acids. Lineage: Eukaryota; Metazoa; Mollusca; Polyplacophora; Chitonida; Chitonidae. Gene Ontology annotation, cellular component: nucleus. The transcript has 7 exons. Gene Ontology annotation, biological process: cell fate commitment; regulation of epithelial cell differentiation; embryonic organ development.